AAANUGGACUGGAUUCCUGGAAUGGAGAACUUUCGGCUGAAGGACAUGGUUGACUUCUUAUGGACAACGGAUCCAAAUGAUGUACAUUUGCAGUUUUUCGUUGAAUUGGCAAAUACAGUUGAAAAAAACUCGAUAAUUCUUUUUAACACAUUUGACGAACUUGAGGAAGAUGUACUGAAUGCUCUAUCGUCUAUUUUUCCUUCUCUUUAUCCCAUUGGUCCGUUCUCUUUACUUUUAAACCAAAGUCCACAUCACCACUUGGAAUCUUUAGGUUACAAUCUUUGGAAGGAAACUGAGUGUGUUGAUUGGCUCGAAUCCCAGAAACCUCGAUCUGUUAUUUAUGUGAAUUUUGGCAGCAUCACAGUUAUGUCCGCAGAGCAAAUGUUGGAGUUUGCUUGGGGUUUGGCCAACAGCAAGAAACCGUUUUUGUGGAUCAUCAGGCCCGAUCUUGUCGCCGGAGGUUCCGUGAUUCUGUCAUCAGAGUAUGUGAAUGAAACUAGAGACAGAAGCCUAAUUGCAAGCUGGUGUCCACAGGAGAAAGUGUUGAACCAUCCUUCAGUUGGUGGUUUCUUGACUCACUGUGGAUGGAACUCAACGACUGAAAGUAUUUGCGCCGGAGUCCCAACCCUGUGCUGGCCAUUUUUUGCAGAACAGCCAACAAACUGUAGAUAUAUGUGCAGUGAGUGGGAGAUUGGGAUUGAGAUUGAUAGCAAUGCGAAGAGAGAGGAGGUGGAGAAGGUGGUAAAUGAGUUGAUGGUAGGGGAGAAGGGAAAGAAGAUGAGAGAAAAGACGAUGCAGUUAAAGAAGAAAGCGGAGGAGGCAACAAGACCCGGUGGUCGGUCAUACAUGAACUUGGACAAAGUAAUUAAGGAGGUGUUGCUUAAGCAGAAGACAUCAUUCGAUUAAAGGUUGUUUCUUUUUCAUAAUGUUCUCCUUUAGAACCUGUUGCGAAAUAAUGGGGGCGGUUUGGAACGCCUUGUAGAACUACCCAAUAUCUUCUUCUUGACAUUUCAAAGUGCAUUCAUUUCCUAUCUUUGUAAGGAUAUUUACAGACUUGUUAUCGAUUAAUUAAUUCUCAGCUUAUAUAUAUUUUGAUAUUAGUCAGUAUUUUCACACAAUAGGUAAAAUGGACACGU
This is a messenger RNA of Vigna umbellata (rice bean), 1136 nucleotides long. Lineage: Eukaryota; Viridiplantae; Streptophyta; Magnoliopsida; Fabales; Fabaceae. The record is from RefSeq and is a predicted model, not a curated record.